This is a messenger RNA of Paramecium tetraurelia, 1425 nucleotides long. RefSeq lists its product as uncharacterized. Lineage: Eukaryota; Ciliophora; Oligohymenophorea; Peniculida; Parameciidae. Gene Ontology annotation, biological process: protein phosphorylation. Gene Ontology annotation, molecular function: protein kinase activity; ATP binding. The record is from RefSeq and is a predicted model, not a curated record. The transcript is spliced from 7 exons.
AUGCAAGAUGAUAGGGUUUUAGAGAGAAGUCCACAAGACUCACUUAGAAUUUCACAAAGAUCUUCCAUGCUAGAUAGGAAGCAGAGUGGCCGUUUCACAUUCAAGAAAACUCAAGAGGAAGAACAACAAACUUAAAUUCAGAGCAAUAGAAAUCGAAUCAAACAGCAGUUAAAAUGUUAAUUGAAUGCCAUAAUUAAUAAGCCAAUACAGCCAUUACAAAUGAGAGAGGAGCAGUUGAUAGAAUUAGGUAAGAAAUUAGAUGUAGAAAUUACUUCAAUUGAUGUUGAAAAUAUCAUUCCAAAUACAAAGGAGUUUUUUGAAGAUUAUGAAAUUCAUGAGAGAUUGGGAGAAGGAUGUUUGGGAUUGGUGAAACGAAUAGUCUAAAAAAAUACAGGCUUGGAAUUUGCUGUGAAGAUAGUUGCUACUUAGGACGAUGAAAUUAUACGCAAUAUGAUUAUAGAAUUUAAGAGAUUGGUUCAAUUAUCACAUGAUAAUAUAGUUAAAGCCUACAAAAUGUACUUGGAUUUUGAUACAGGGUUUUAAUCUGAAAGUUAGGCUUUUGUGGUUAUGGAGUUGAUCCAUGGCAAAGAGAUGUUUGAGGUUAUAAGCGAAGCGGGACAUUAUAGUGAAGAUGAUGCAAAAGAACUUUUCAAGUAAUUGCUUAGUGCCAUUGAGUAUAUGCAUCGUCAUGGCAUUUGUCAUAGAGAUCUCAAGCCCAAUAAUAUCUUGUGUCUUUAAGGUAAAGCAUUCCAAAUCAAGGUUACAGAUUUCAACGUUAGCAAAUUCAAUACGGAAAAAAUAGAGAUGUGGACAUAUACUGGCACUGUGGCUUUUUCAGCACCGGAAAUAUUCACAGGAGAAGGUUAUAAUUAAAUGGUUGAUAUGUGGAGUGCAGGUUGUAUUCUUUAUUCAAUGCUUUCCGGAUAAUUGCCAUUUAAUGCAGAUUAUUUGAACGACCUUGUAGAAAAUAUUAAACUAGCCAAGUAUGAUUUCCCAGAAGAAAUCUUUUCAGAAGUCUCUGCUGAAGCCAAAGAUCUAAUUUAACUAUUAUUAAAGAAGGAUCCAUAAGAAAGACCAUAUCCAGAUCAUGCAUUAGGGCAUUCUUGGUUUAGAGGAAAUGUAGUCAGGAAGACUUUAAGACAUUUGACUAUUAAUAAAAAUAUAAACCAUCUUGCAUCCAGAAACUCAAAUAGGUAGAGAUAGAGAACAUUCCUAUUGAAAAAAGACUGCUACACAGGAUCAAGUGAUGGGGAAGAUUAUUAUGAUGUUAAAAUUAAGUCCACCAUUAGAAAGAGUUUAUUUUGCGCUAUUAAGCCCACACAAGAAUAACAGGUUGAUAUGAACCACCUCAAAGUAACAAGCGGGUUGCUUCGUAAGUCUAAUACAACUUAGAUAGAAGAUUUUAAAUAUUAUGAUUAAUAGUGA